Colletotrichum acutatum is the source of this 975-nucleotide messenger RNA. Its product is annotated as transaldolase. Gene Ontology annotation, cellular component: cytoplasm; intracellular anatomical structure. Gene Ontology annotation, biological process: pentose-phosphate shunt, non-oxidative branch; carbohydrate metabolic process; pentose-phosphate shunt. The transcript is spliced from 4 exons. Lineage: Eukaryota; Fungi; Ascomycota; Sordariomycetes; Glomerellales; Glomerellaceae. The record is from RefSeq and is a predicted model, not a curated record. Gene Ontology annotation, molecular function: transaldolase activity. The coding region runs from base 1 to 975 and encodes 324 amino acids.
AUGUCUUCCUCUCUCGACCAGCUUAAGGCCACCGGCACCGUCGUCGUCAGCGACUCUGGCGACUUUGCCUCCAUUGCCAAGUACAAGCCCCAGGAUGCCACCACCAACCCUUCCCUCAUUCUCGCCGCCUCCAAGAAGGCCGAGUACGCCAAGCUAAUUGACGAGGCCGUUGCCUCCGCCAAGAAGCAGGGUGGCUCCGUCGACGAGCAGGUCGAUAACGCCCUCGAUGCCCUUCUCGUCGAGUUCGGCAAGGAGAUUCUCAAGGUCGUUCCCGGCAAGGUCUCCACCGAGGUUGACGCCAGCUUCUCCUUCGACACCAAGGCCUCCGUCGACAAGGCCCUGCACAUCAUUGACCUGUACAAGGCCCAGGGCAUCUCCAAGGACCGCGUCCUGAUCAAGAUUGCCUCCACCUGGGAGGGCAUCAAGGCCGCCGAGAUCCUUCAGCGCGACCACGGCAUCAACACCAACCUGACCCUGAUGUUCUCCAUCACCCAGGCCAUCGCCGCCGCUGAGGCCGGUGCCUACCUCAUCUCCCCCUUCGUCGGCCGUAUCCUCGACUGGUACAAGGCCGCCCACAAGAAGGAGUACACCAAGGAGGAGGACCCCGGUGUCAAGUCCGUCGGCACCAUCUUCAACUACUACAAGAAGUUCGGCUACAAGACCAUUGUCAUGGGUGCCUCCUUCCGCAACACUGGCGAGAUCACCGAGCUUGCUGGCUGCGACUACCUCACCAUCUCCCCUAACCUGCUUGAGGAGCUCCUCAACUCUGACGCCCCCGUCCCCAAGAAGCUCGACGCUGCUGCUGCUUCCAGCCUCAACCUUGAGAAGAAGUCCUACAUCAGCAACGAGCCCCUCUUCCGCUUCGACUUCAACGAGGAGCAGAUGGCCGUCGAGAAGCUCCGUGAGGGUAUCUCUAAGUUCGCCGCUGAUGCUGUCACCCUCAAGGACAUCAUCAAGCAGAAGGUCCAGGCAUAA